Molecule: messenger RNA, 1374 nt
Organism: Insectozyma verbasci
Lineage: Eukaryota; Fungi; Ascomycota; Pichiomycetes; Serinales; Debaryomycetaceae
Source: the annotation of a GenBank genome assembly
AUGAUUUCACCUAGACAUACCAGAAAAGCAGAUUUUAAUGAAAGAUUCUACAUCUGUCAAUGUACUGAAGCUUAUGCAACUAAUUUUAGUAAUACAGUUAAAUACAAUCAAUACAUUUCGAAAAAUUUACUUUCAAAUGCCUUGCGUUCAUUCAUAUUGAAAAAUAGUUGGUUAUUGCAUAAUUUUUUUAGAAUUGAUGAUCAAGACAGUGCUAAAACAAAUGGUCAUAAUUGGGUUGUUAAGAUUAUUGAUAAUGUUCAAUUUGACGAUGUUGUAAAAUAUGAAAAAAUUGAUGAAUUUAAUGAAAGUAUAAUGGAACGAGUAGAUUCUUAUAUAUUGACUAUGAAUGAAAAUUUACCAUUAUGGAGAAUCAUUAUGUUUGAAGAGAAUAAUGGGGAUCAAGUAGUUUGUGUUUAUGUUGAUCAUUCACAUUUUGAUGGUUUAUCAGGUGUACAAUUUCAAAAAGACUUAUCUAAGGAGCUAAGUACUGCAAGUGAUGAUAAGUUCAUUAGUGAGUUGUUUAGUUAUGAGAAAGAUGGUGAAUCAUUACCUGAUAUUGAACCUUCUGUCGAAAGUAUCACUGAUUUAUAUUAUCCCUCGUAUUUGCAAAUAAUGAAGAAUUAUUUGAGCUCAAUUCCAUUAAUGUCUGGUUUAUUUGCUUCAUCAGUUAAUCCACCGGUAUUUCAAACUACAAAACCAAUUGAUCAUAAUCUCAGCUCAAAGUACAAGUUUUUAAGAUAUACUCCACAACAAGUUGAAGAAAUUACUAAAUUUUGUAGAGCAAAUGGAAUUACAUUAACUUCAUAUUUUGACGUCUUAUUCCUCCAAGCUUUAGAAGAGACUGUAUUUAAAGAAAUUGGAAAUGGUCCAUAUUCUACUUCUUCAUUAGUUGCUAUAAAUGGUAGAAGAUAUUACUCUGAUGAUAUAAAGAAUUUCAAAUAUGGUUCAAUGGUGUGUGGAGAUGAAAUUAUAUUAAAACCAAUUUUAAACACUUUGGAAAGCAUGAAAUUGUUCCAUAAGACCCUAAUUCAAAAUAUUAAAUCCAGGUACUCUUUUAAAUUAAUUGGAUUGCUACAAUAUGUUAAUAUUUGGGAUUGGUUCAAAUUUAAAAUUGGUAAAGUUGAUAGAUUCACAAUGACAAUCUCAAACUUGGGUAAAAUUGCAGAUUCAAACUCAACGUUUACAUUCAAAGAAAUGUAUUUUUGUCUGAAUACUAGCGUAGUCUUCAAUACUAUCCUCAAUAUGACUACAUUACCAAAUAAUGAAUUGACUGCUGUUAUUGGAUAUGUACCAGAACUCUCCAAAUACAACAUGGAAGACUUCGUUGACAGGUUUUAUUUUUCAUCAUCAUUACCAAGUUUAAUUCCAUCCUGA